AUGGUGAGGAAAGACACCAAGGGAUUUGGAUAUUCUUCCGUGUAUAAUGUACCAGAUGGAACAGGGUGGUGUAUCACUGCUUAUUGUGAUGCAGUGUGCAGCGUCCGUAUAACUAGAGAACCUUGCCAUUCAACUGCUCCCCCUUCAACAACAAAACCUACUACUACUACGAGUAUUACCACCACAACUACUGCUACAAGUACUCCACCUUCUACAACAAGACCUACUACCACUAGGAGCAUUACUAAUACUACAGCUACUUCAAAUACUCCACCUUCUACAACAAAAUUUAUGACUACUAGGAAUAUAACUUCUACAACUGUUACAAGUACUCCACCUUCUACAACAAAACCUACUACUAUGAGCAUUACUACUACAACUACUGCUACUUCAAGCACUCCACCUUCUACAACAAAAUCUACGACUACUAGGAAUAUAACGACGUCAACUGCUAUUACAAGUACUCCACCUUCUACAAUGAAACCUACCACUACUAAGAGUAUUACUACUACAAUUACUGCUACUUCAAGUACUCCACCUUCUACAACAAAAUCUACCACUACUAGGAAUAUAACGACUACCACUGCUACUUCAAGUACUCCACCUUCUACAACAAAACCUUCCACUACUAGGAGUAUUACUACUACUACUGUUACUCCAAGUAUUCCACCUUCAACAACAAAACCUACUACUAUGAGCAUUACUACUACAACUACUGCUACUUCAAGCACUCCACCUUCUACAACAAAAUCUACCACUACAAGGAAUAUAACGACUUCAACUGCUAUUACAAGAAUAUAA
This is a messenger RNA of Pygocentrus nattereri (red-bellied piranha), 801 nucleotides long. Its product is annotated as salivary glue protein Sgs-3-like. The transcript is spliced from 3 exons. Bases 1 to 801 code for a protein of 266 amino acids. The record is from RefSeq and is a predicted model, not a curated record. NCBI's taxonomy places the organism in Eukaryota, Metazoa, Chordata, Actinopteri, Characiformes, Serrasalmidae.